GUCGGCGAGCCAAACCCCCGCGUUCGCAGGAAGGUGGUGGUGCGCUUGCGCGGGCUGCUCGCGGGGGGAAGGGCUGAGACGCUCGCGGAGGCCAGCGGGGCUCGGUGCGGCGCGGGGUCAGGAUGGACGAGGACGUGCUGACCACCCUGAAGAUCCUUAUCAUCGGCGAGAGUGGGGUGGGCAAAUCCAGCCUGCUUUUGAGGUUCACAGAUGAUACUUUUGAUCCAGAACUUGCAGCAACGAUAGGUGUUGAUUUCAAGGUGAAAACAAUUUCAGUGGAUGGAAAUAAGGCUAAACUUGCAAUAUGGGAUACUGCUGGUCAAGAGAGAUUUCGAACAUUAACUCCCAGCUAUUAUAGAGGUGCACAGGGUGUUAUAUUAGUUUAUGAUGUCACAAGGAGAGACACUUUUGUAAAACUGGAUAAUUGGUUAAAUGAAUUGGAAACAUACUGUACAAGAAAUGACAUAGUAAAUAUGCUAGUUGGAAAUAAAAUUGAUAAGGAAAAUCGUGAAGUUGAUAGAAAUGAAGGCCUGAAAUUCGCACGAAAGCAUUCCAUGUUAUUUAUAGAGGCAAGUGCAAAAACUUGUGAUGGUGUACAGUGUGCCUUUGAGGAACUUGUUGAAAAGAUCAUUCAGACACCUGGACUGUGGGAAAGUGAGAAUCAAAAUAAAGGAGUCAAACUGUCACACAUGGAAGAAAGCCACGGAGGAGGAGCCUGUGGUGGUUAUUGUUCUGUGUUAUAAACUCUGGGAAGUUCCAUUUCUUGCGCAUUUGAUGAGAUAGUGACAUCUUUCUAUACAUAAACAACUCUUAACUGCUAUUUUAGGGACCUUACAGUUUGCACAUAAUUGUUUUUUAUCAUGGCAGUAAAUAUUUGCGAGAAAUGCCACUCAUCGGCUUUCCCAGGUAAAAUGUUAUGGUAAGCAUGCCCAGUUUGUAGUCUACAGUUUUUUUAUGUAACAUAAAAUAAGUGUGCUUUUAUGAGUACAUUUGAUUUUAUGAUUUACAUUUAUCAUGUAAUUUUUUUAAAACACCAUUCUCUAGUACAUGUUACUACAAAGUCUGCUUUUGGUCUCUUUUGCUUAACUUCUGUUAAUUACUGAAUUACUUGGUAUGUAGAACUCUUAGAACCGCUGGGAGGUAAACAGAUACCACCAAACCUGUCAAGAUUUCCUUUGAGGAGUAAGAAGAGCAUGACUUCACAUCUUUCCUAGAAUGUCUGACAUUUUCUUUUAAUACUAAGCAGAAUCUCAGUACCGACCAUAACUCAGGCCAUUUCAUAAUUAAAUUUCUAUUUAUUCGGAUGAUGCUUCCAAAAUACUGUUGGUAUAUUAAAGAAAUUUGAUAUUACUUUUUAACUUAUCUCAUUGAUUGGGUUGCUUUUUGUAGUUUCAAUCCUGUGAUAAGUACAUUGAAUUCAUGUUUCUUUGCACAGUGUUUUUAGUUACAUACAUGGUGUUUGGUAGAAUGGCAAUAAAAUUUUUCCUCAUUUUGGUUUCAGGACAUGAAUAGUAUUGAUUAAAACUCUUUUAGUACUUAACUACUUCAACAACCAACUUUUUUUUCAUAAAUGUUGGUUGUGUUUGUCCAGUUACCUUCAUUGUAACUUGUGUAAUGUUUAUGGAUAUCUGUAUCUCAUGGCUUUCAUAAAUGGCUUGUUGAUAUUCGGAAACCUAUUUCUGUGUUUUGAGGAGGACAAAAACACUAAAUGGCAAUGUGAGAAAGGCAUAUUCCUUCCAGAUUCUAACGUGUGGGAAAAUACUGUUGCAAUGAGAAUGUUGAUAAUUUACUGUAACUAAUGUAAGCUAAUCAUUAGUUUCUCAAAGCUAACUUGUACACACUAAUAAAUCUUUGCUAUAGUAUUGUUUUCUAACUUCUUGCUAUUGUAUAUGUGUGUUUUUUCAUUCUUGUUAUUUAAUUUACUUUGAUCUCAGCUAUUUUAAGUCUGUUUGUAAGUAAUUGAUCCUUCAAAGCUGGUCACUAUAAUACCUGUAAGAUUUCUGAUAUUAAUUUCCUGGCACUUUAUUCUCUGUGUACUUGCAAAUGAUAAACAUUUUUUGUGGACCUUUGCAGUAUGUGUGUUAAUGAUUUUACUUCAAGUGUGUUUCUUUAUGAAGUACACAUCUUCACAUAUGAAAACCUCACAUUGUUUGGUUUACACUUGUUAGUGUAUGUUAACAUAAAAGGUUUUAUGCAAUAUAAAAGACUUUAUCCAUUGUGUAUUAAUUCUGCAUUGUUACCGAAAGAUAGCUAACUUAUGGUUAGAUUUUGGUCCUGUUGCAUUAAACAUUAGAUUUGUGUAUUUAUAUAAGUUGUUUUGACAAAACUUUUCUAUUUCUUUUUGCUCCUUUGGCUAUCUUUCUGUAAAUCAAAUUGUUGUCCUGAUUUGAUAAGAUUUGGAUACAUACAGAUCACUUGCAUAUAAUUUUAAGAACUUUGGUUUUUAUUGUAAACUUUUAUAAUUUUGAAUAAAUUCAGCUUGCUUUCCCUACAUGCAUUUGUUCAAAGAAGUACUAUACAUUUUCCUGUUACUCAUAUCAUCUGAGGAACAUUUGAAUAUAGUGUUACUCAGAUUCUUUUUGUGUCUUUCAUUUUACUGUUCUGUUGAAGGAAGUUUAAUAUUUUCUAGUGGAAGCUUUGUAAGCAAGAUAGUUGUAAUAUCUAAAAUCAGGUACUGCCUACAUCAUUAAGAGGUUUUUAAUUGUUUUCAGAUUUCAGAUAGUUAUAAAGAGACUUUGGUAAAUGGUACCAGUAGAACAAUUAGAAUAUGGUAUUUGAAGAUCAAUGUAGACCUAAAUAAAUAAUUUUUCAACUUUAUGGA
Octodon degus (degu) is the source of this 2821-nucleotide messenger RNA. It is a transcript of the gene Rab18, whose product is annotated as RAB18, member RAS oncogene family. The record is from RefSeq and is a predicted model, not a curated record. Gene Ontology annotation, molecular function: GTPase activity; GTP binding. NCBI's taxonomy places the organism in Eukaryota, Metazoa, Chordata, Mammalia, Rodentia, Octodontidae. The transcript is spliced from 7 exons. Bases 123 to 743 code for a protein of 206 amino acids.